AUGAAAACCGACCUGGAGCUUGCCUUGGAGUGCAUCAUCAACAUCUACCACCAGUAUGCUGUGAAGAAGCCCAUUGAUGACUACCUGUCCAAGGAUGAGUUCUCGGAGCUGCUGAAGAAGAAUGCCAAGCCCUUCCUCCACAACACCAGCCCGCCUAAUACGCCUGUUGACGACUACAUAGCCAACCUCUUCAAGAAAGCUGACCGCAACCGGGAUGGUCGCCUGAAGUUCACCGAGUUCCUGACCACGCUGAAUCUUGUAGUCAUUGAUGCCCAUAAUAAGUCCCACCACCCUCACGGCCACGAUCACGGCCACGACCACAGCCACGGUCCCAGGAAUUGAAGUGGUUCCCAGGGUGACUGUGCCCAUGGGAUUGUGCUCCUCCAGCAGCAUCAUCCCUUCCCUUU
This is a messenger RNA of Calidris pugnax (ruff), 407 nucleotides long. Its product is annotated as protein S100-A7-like. The transcript is spliced from 2 exons. Bases 1 to 342 code for a protein of 113 amino acids. Gene Ontology annotation, cellular component: extracellular exosome; cytoplasm. Lineage: Eukaryota; Metazoa; Chordata; Aves; Charadriiformes; Scolopacidae. The record is from RefSeq and is a predicted model, not a curated record. Gene Ontology annotation, molecular function: transition metal ion binding; calcium ion binding. Gene Ontology annotation, biological process: endothelial cell migration.